AUAACUUUUUCACAUGUUUUUACCUUUGCCAUCACUGAAAGCAAACUGUGAAUAAAUUCAUUGUCACAUUAUAUAUUCCGAAUUAAUUCAAGUGGAUAACUUUGCCAAAAUGCCUGGUCAAUACACUAACUACCGGUUCACUCGAUUGGCAAUGGUGCUGCUCCGCUGCCUGUGGGCUAUUCUGUAUCUUUGGGGCAUGAUGCACGCUGCUGCCAUCCUGCCACUUCCAGUGGAGCGCUGGGAGUCGGGGUUUUGGAACAGGAAACUUAACUACGUACUGAGCUACAAGAGCCUGUUCGAUUUUGAUUUCAAGACGGAGUCGUACAUUCAUAUCCUGUCGAUCGUGCUGCUGUAUUGCCUGUUUCGCUGCUGCCGUUGUAGCUUCAUUGGAGCCCGAUAUCUGGUCGCUGGAGUGGAUAGACCCCAUAUGGAUUAUCGCCUAUUGGUGUUUAAGGCCCCCUAUCUGAUUGCCUUCAUCGUCUGCUGGGUGGUCAGCACCAUGAUGACGGUACUCGGAGUGUAUGUGGUGGCUGAACGUGAUCAGAGUGACUUCACCUAUAUUCUGUACUGCCAAUUUGCAAUGGCUUUGCUGUUCAAGCUCCUGGUUAUGGCCAAUUUCUACUCUGUAUGUGUACGCACUUGGGCCUAUUUGAAGAUAUUCGAGGCGGAAUCCGAUGAAGGUCUGCUCAACUACCAAAAUUUUGGCGAUCACUUGAAUUUAUUCUUUCGCGUUUAAUAAUAUGAAAGGUAGUUUUUACCACACAUUGUUCUUUUGAGGAGAAUAAAGUUCGUGUUAACUGAAA
Drosophila rhopaloa is the source of this 803-nucleotide messenger RNA. RefSeq lists its product as uncharacterized. The record is from RefSeq and is a predicted model, not a curated record. The transcript has a single exon. The coding region runs from base 110 to 736 and encodes 208 amino acids. Lineage: Eukaryota; Metazoa; Arthropoda; Insecta; Diptera; Drosophilidae.